This is a messenger RNA of Procambarus clarkii (red swamp crayfish), 6663 nucleotides long. Lineage: Eukaryota; Metazoa; Arthropoda; Malacostraca; Decapoda; Cambaridae. The record is from RefSeq and is a predicted model, not a curated record.
GAUUCCUUCCAAGUGCUUUACAAUCGUAAUGGCUUGGCGCUUUCUCCUGAUAGUUCCCGUCCCUUCCCAUAUAUAACAGUAUAGAGUAGCAGCCGUGUCAAAGGCAAACUGCUUCACGCCUUCAUACUUGUACACAUUCAGUAAUAGGUUAGGUCAACAGUGUAGACACGAACACUUCCAAGCAGUGGGUGUCGUGUGAAGUAGAUAUAGUAGACAAAGUUAUAACAAAGGAUGAUUGAUUCUGCUUUACAAAUUAUCAGAGAAACCAAAUAAACUGGCGGGAAUGGAGAGGGAGGGAGGAGUGGCCGCUGUGUGGGGAUUUAACACACACGUGUUGGGAGGAUGUAUUGCACAGGUGUUAGCUGGUGGCUGUGUUGAAGGCGGGGGGGGGGGGGGGGAGAUAGUGGGAGGCUUGGUGUGCGUCACUUAUUGGCCUUGAGUUUACUGCUGCAGCGGUCCUCCCCUCCCUCCCUCCCACAGUGCUGACUGACUACAGUACCACUGCGAGGAGGGGCCCACGUAGCCUAGGAGCAUUCGUUGGCAUUCUUGAGACACGUACACGCAUCUAAAUGUGACUGGUUUUAUGAUGCUAAUUUCGCAGCCUAAAAUAUAUAAUGAACGGCCACUACAAAUCGGGUCUCGGGUUUAGGACUGAUUUCUUGCUGGAAGGUUCAGGGCGCAGUGAUGCAAUGUUAUGACGUGUCGUUAGUCACUGUUACUCCAGCAUUCCGUUUUCCUCCUCGCUUAAAAGUAUUUGUCAACGUUUUUGCCAGAAAAAACACCAAUGACGCCCUCUCACUCUCUUACACCAGUACUUCCCUCCUACCCCAUGCAUCCGCUAGUGAGGCUCUCACUAAAUUCAGAACCAGUGUAUUACAGGAUUACUUAAUGUCUUGCCACAGGAUAGCGGGAGUCAAUCACAGUCGACGGAAGAAGACAAAACUCCCUCCUACCUGACUUCCCUGACAUCAGACGACGAGCCAACACGUUACGACCCAGUCCCACCAGAAGUCACGCCCUGUGAACUGGGCUUAAGGUCGUCCCAACAGCGUGCAACAUCAGGCUUCGGCGAGUUAGUGGAUACCAGUGAAGCAGUGACGAGUGACUGUGGGUCCUCGAGCAUGCGCGGUGCUGACCCCUUGCACCGAACUGCAUCUCGCUUCAGCCGCCUUCACGAAGAAAGUGAAAUAGAAGGCAGCUUGCAAAGCAGUGACGAGGAUGACACUAGGCUUUCAUCCCAUGCAUCUGAAGCUUUCAUUGAUAUCGGCUUACAACCAGGGCAAGAUGACAACCCCUCACCUGGCCAACAUGAAGUCAAGAUGCUCAUCAAAAAGAUACAUUCCAUCAAGAAAAAAAUAAGGCGCUAUGAAGAAGAAUUUGAGGCUACCCACGGAUACCGCCCUUCACACAGCGAGAAAAUGAAGCACAGAAAAACUAAGAAAUACAUGAGUGAACUUAGCAUGGCCAGUAUAGAGCUCAAACAAAUGAAAGAUGAUGUUGAUGGUUUGAUGUUUGUACCCAUUGUGUUUCCAUUAUCACUUCUCCGGUGUCAAGAGUCGACCAACCCAAGUGUAAGAUCCAAUGGAACCGGGUCCCGUACUGCAGUCACCUUAAAACAUGUUGAAGACAGAUUACGAGAAAAGCGGUCGGCUUUAGGCCGGCCAGCUGAAUUACAGGACAUGAGUUCUGUGGAAAUGCAGGAAGAAAAAACAGACCUACAAAAGGCCCUUCUUUAUUAUGAGUCAAUUCACGGACGACCCACAAGUCGGGAGGACCGAGACUUGGCGAGGCCACUCUAUGACCGUUAUCGCCAAGUUAAGAGGAUUGUCAUGAGAGCAUAUAGAACAAGUGAAAAUCUUGCAGAAUUGCCUCCAAUUAUUGAACAUGUGGCUAUGGAUUUCACAUUAGCCUCACCUCAACAUCGCAGUUCCUUACAAGGAGAUGAAAUAGAAAAACUAAUACCAACAGCACCCACAACCCCUCCAGGCCUUGAAUCUCCACCCAUGUUUGAUCCUUCACGAACUGCAACCACUCGGAAGGAUGACCCAAAGGAUGACCCAAAGGAUGGGCAGCAGACAGUUGCACUCGGUGACCUCCAUGCUCUACCCCUAAAUGAACUGAGAGAAAGAAAGAAGGAAGCACGUGAAGAAAAGAAGAAAUUAAGACGGUCACUCCGAGAAUAUGAAGAGCAAUUUGAGAGAGAAAUGGGCCAUAAAGUGCAUAAAGAAGACAGAGGGCCCAUGGAACAGAUGUAUUUUGAUUACAAGCACACUAAGGCAAAGCUGAGGCUCCUUGCGGCUCUUCUAUCAAAACAUGAACCCCUGAAGUUCUCAAGGUUUGGCUAAAGUUUAAUCACCCUGUUAAGUCUCACACAGAGCUUAAAAGUAUUUAUAGGAAAACCAAAUGAUGCCCUUUAAUAUGUAACUGAUUGUGUGACUGUAUUGUGUAAGAUUGGUAGGCACCUCAGUUGAAGUGAACUUGUACUGUUCUGGUGUGUGGGUAAUGCAGGAGCUGAAAUGUUAUCAAAAUUACCAAUAAGGUUGAGUUGAAGGAUCUAUAAUGGGUUACAAUUUGAAUGGUUUAUUGGGGCACAUUGUGCCCAAUUGGCACAGUAUGAAAGAGCAAUGCUUAUUAGACAAGAGUCAACGUCAUUAACGGUGAAUAUGUUGUUGAUUCAAUGUCGAACCAACACAUGUUUAUUUUAAGAUGUUGUUCCCACUGGGUACAUACAUUGGCCAAAAAUGAUGUAAAUAAUGUAAUUAUGAGAUGCAUGUAUUAAAUAUGAUCUUUUCAGUUUGAUCAGGUUAGUGAAUUGCAACAAGUUUGUGCACUUUGACAUUUUCAGGAUGAAAAGAUGCUGUUCAAUGAGAGAUUUGUCUGGUUCAUUUAGACUCAAAUAUACAAAGGCUUUCAAAUACAGAAUACUUGAACUAUAUAUAUUCCUUGUGCUACGCAUUAAGGAGCAUUACUGAGCGUGUAUGGAGUUAGUAGUUCGUUAAAUGCUGUGAAACGUUUUUUACUGUAUAUACUUAGCAGUAUGUGUGUGUAAGAAUUAAUGGUGAUGAGUGGUUUGUUAUUGUUGUGGGUGUACUUCAGGGUUUUGUGAUGUCACCUUAGUUAUAAAAUCUAUACAUGGGUGUAGUUAUGAGGGAUGCUAAAUUAAAAAUAUUAGAGAGGUGUUAACUUAGUGAUGGAACAGGUUUAAGCAAUGAAAGUAUGUCAAAUUUGGUGAAUGCUGAUGAUAUAUAUUAAUCUUCAUAUAUAUCAAUCUCUUUAGCAGAUUGAGAGAGCUAUGUAGAUUUAAAUUAGUUAUCGUGUAUGGAAGACAAAGUGAAUGUGGCCGAGAGAAAAGGAAAUUGUGUGAAAUAUAUGUGAAUGGUAAAGUGGCAAUGGUGGUAGAUCAGUUUGAUGUAUGAUUGCUAAUGGGUUGGUGGUGGUGGGCUAAAAGCCUAUCAACUGGGAAAGGGUGAUAAAGGCCACCACAAUGACUGACACCAGAAAGUCUACUUUAGUCCUGAACAUAGUUUACGACCAAAGUAAACUGUGUAUACUCAAAGCAGGUUACACAGUGUAUAUUUGGUAUCAUAUGGAUUGCCAAUUGAUUAGUUUAUUUUCCACCACCUAUAUGGCCAGUUACAUUGUUAACCAUCAUGUAUAAUACUCAUAUUUUUAUUUAUACAAAAUAUUACACACACUCGCCUAUAUAUUUAAAAAACACUAAUCACAUGGAGUAAGUUAUUGACCAAUUAACCACAUAGAGCAGUGACUUGAUUAAUGCAUCUACAAUGGUUCUUCAGUUAUAAUGCUAAUCAAUAUCUACAGAUUAUUCAUUUUAGUUUGUCGUCCGUAGAAUGGUAUAGUUAUUUCUGUAUAGUUACCGAGCUCUCGCUCACAGGCGAUUGAAGUGUGUUUAAAUUAAAAUUUUCUUAUAUAUUGCAUAUGUUUUACAUAUUAAAUUUUGGGUACCAGUAGUGUUUCAGUAUUCAGUAAAUAUUUACAGUAUUCAACCUCUCAACCUACACGGGAGACAUCUCCCGUCACGCAGGGUGCAGUUGCGCCUCCACAGAUCUCCAGUAUCAUCUUUUGAUACUGGUAAUGGCUCAAAAGGGCCACCACUUACGGGCUAUUCAUACCUGUGCCACCUCUUGGGUGGCUUAAUCUUCAUCAAUCAAUCUCAACCUAGGGGGUCUGAAAUUGUCGAGUAUGGGGCAUUCAAAAAAUAUAAUGUCCAAGAGAAAGUACGUGUUCACUUGAUUUGGUCUUGGGCUAUUAAGGCUACCACAGUAGUUUACUAACCACCGGAGGGUUAUUAUAAUCCUGAAUGUAGUUCAGAAUGCUGGUAAACCUUAGUACACACACACAGGUGGGGUACCCCUCUGUGUACCCCACCUACACAAUAUAAGCAAUGGAUAGGAAAAACAAGAUGGGAAUAGCUGUAACCUGAGGUCAGUAUGGAGUAGUGGGCAUCCAUCAGUCUCGGGAGACUAUAGAGUUGUGCUGUGGUUGUCAGUCUGGAGUGGCCUCUCCAGGGCACAAAUCCAGGGUAGGUUGAUAUGGGGAGAAGCUGUCACCUAAGCAGGUCUUCCCUCUCCACGGUGCUGAAAGUCUCCAAUGGAAAGGCAAACACCAAUAAGAUUGGUUCCAGUGCUAUCGCAGGAACUGUCAGAACGAACUGCCCUAGGGGCUCCAGCUCAGGAGAUGGAGCUCCUAGGGAGUAAUAGUUUCCAAUUUCUCAUACUGUACAUGGUUACAAGAUGGUGUGUGGACAAAUUCAGUUAAAGUAGGAAUGGACAAUCUGAGAAACGUGUCAUGGUGUGGAGAACAGGGUAUGGAAUAGAAGUCAGAAAUGUGGCGUGCAAAGUUAGUAAAUUGCAAAAUAAAGAUCACAAUGAGAUGGUUUGGGCAUGUUGAAUGAAUGAAUGAAUGUAGACUAGUGGAGUUGUAUUCAAACUAAUUAGAUUAUAUGAGAAGACGGUCUAAGGCGUGAGAAUAACACAGGACAUGGUACCGGACAAAUUUGGCUGGAAGCAGUUUGUAAGGUGUAAAUAUAUUUGUAAUAUUAACAAUUCAUGAAGCACACAAGUACACCUGGUCCUAUAAAGCAGUGGGUUGCCACAGUGGAUGACUGCUGGAGUGUGCAGCCUGACCUUGCAUACAAAGACCCCAAGCUUGUUAAUCUAGCUGCCAAACCCCCUGUUUAUGAAAAGUGGUUUACGCAAAACUUACAACUGAUGUUCUGUAAGCACUUCCAGAACAAGUGCUUCACUCAAGUCCUCUGUUAAAACCACAAUUCUAUAAAUGCUUCACCCACGUACAGUUCUUCAAAUACAAAUAAUCUCCAACAAAACCUUAACACCUAACCUAACCUAUGCCUAGCUAUACAUAGAAUUUUUAUGUAUAAUAAUAAUAAUAGUAGUAGUAGUAGGCACCUAUCAGUAGUAGGUAUCCAUCAAAAAUGUAUAAUAAUAAUAAUAAUUUAUAUGAGAACAAACCAAUGUUAAAAUUGAUGAAUGCGUCUGGGAGGACGGCUGCUGCUAUGAACAGCCUAGUGUGAGGGCGGGUUGGAGUGUUGUAGUACUUAUCGGUGAUGCUAAAUAUAGUACUGUACUCUAUUGUAAAUAUAGUAAAUGGACAAAUAUACUGUAUAUAUAUAUAUAUAUAUAUAACAAAUAUAUACUGUAUAUGAUAUGAAUUAUAAUUUGGCCCUGGAGCCCAGCACUAAAUAGUUCUUAUUCAGAGCUUUUUUUUUUUUACCCCAAAUUAUAAUAAUUUUUUUUUCCACCCUGUGCUUAUCCUGUUUCCCCACUUGUUGGUUAGGGGAGUUAUAAGUAAUGAUAAUAUAUGCAUUAAGGUAUCUAUUUUCUAAACAGUGAUGUUUUGUCUUUUUGAAGUCUAAAAUUUCUGCUUUCUGAAGAAUUGCCCAUAACAAACUGUGUAGUGACUCAUUAAAAUAUACAAAAGACAUGCAGUAAUAUUCAGGUGAUUAAAAUGGUCUGGACUUAUCUGCAUUGAUGCUUCCAAAUAUAUUUUAUCCAUAUAAUUGCUGAACUGUGCUAAGUGUAAGGUACCUGAAUUUAGCAUUAAGGUACAGUAGCUGUUUAGACCAUGGGGCAUGAAAUCUUUGAAUUUUUUUAUGUAUAUGUUUUGACAACUAUACCCCUUGCCCUUUGUUUGAGACGUGUAUAAGUUGUUGCAGACGACGAGUCACAAUAUCGUGGUUGAAGAAAUGAAGACUAAACCACACACAAGAAGAUGAGAUGAGGACGUUUCGGAAUGUCCUGGAUCACUAUCAAAUUAAUUGUGUUGAUAUCAAGAAGACAGAAAUGUCGUAGUCUCCUCAUCUUCUGGUGUGUGGUUUGGUCAUCAAUAAAUUAUUUGAUUAAGGGCAUGCAGGACAGUGAAGAGCUCUCCUCGUGGUCUAUUACACACAAUGUAUUCACUUGGCAGUUAUACACUUGUUUUGUGAAUUUCUGUUUCCAGAUAUAUUUUUCAUGCUCUAUCUCUAGCACUUGUCUCUUUUAAUACCAAAACUUAUAAAUCAUCAGAUACCUGAUGCAGUUCUCAAAAUUUAUAUAUUUAUUUAUAAACUACAGUAUAACAUUAUGACUGUUUAUCAGACCAUUUAUGUACUCUAUAAAAUUUACAAUAAAUAUUUUCUUAUGC